UGCCUCCCGGGAAGUCAGGUGCGCCGCUGGAUAUCCCAGCCGGCGGGGCCUUACCAGACCCCGGGCCCCGCCCCGUUCGCCCCGCCCCCGGGCUGCCCUCAGCGCCGCCUGAUUGCAUUUGCGGCCUCGCUGCCGCAUCCCAGGCUAAUCGCCGCGUGGGUCCCUGGUCUGGGCCAUGUCUGGCUGUGACGCUCGGGAGGGAGACUGUUGUUCCCGGAGAUGCGGCGCGCAGGACAAGGAGCAUCCAAGAUACCUGAUCCCAGAACUUUGCAAACAGUUUUACCAUUUGGGCUGGGUCACUGGGACUGGAGGAGGAAUUAGCUUGAAGCAUGGCAAUGAAAUCUACAUUGCUCCUUCAGGAGUGCAAAAGGAACGAAUUCAGCCUGAAGACAUGUUUGUUUGUGAUAUAAAUGAAAAGGACAUAAGUGGACCUUCGCCAUCGAAGAAGCUAAAAAAAAGCCAGUGUACUCCUCUUUUCAUGAAUGCUUACACAAUGAGAGGAGCAGGUGCAGUGAUUCAUACCCACUCUAAAGCUGCUGUGAUGGCCACCCUUCUCUUUCCAGGACGGGAGUUUAAAAUUACACAUCAAGAGAUGAUAAAAGGAAUAAAGAAAUGUACUUCCAGAGGGUAUUAUAGAUAUGAUGAUAUGUUAGUGGUACCCAUUAUUGAGAAUACACCUGAGGAGAAAGACCUCAAAGAUAGAAUGGCUCAUGCAAUGAAUGAAUACCCAGACUCCUGUGCAGUACUGGUCAGACGUCAUGGAGUAUAUGUGUGGGGGGAAACAUGGGAGAAGGCCAAAACCAUGUGUGAGUGUUAUGACUAUUUAUUUGAUAUUGCCGUAUCAAUGAAGAAAGUAGGACUUGAUCCUUCACAGCUCCCAGUUGGAGAAAAUGGAAUUGUCUAAGCCAAAAGAAAGUCUAAUUAUAUACAGAGAUAAAGCCAAACGUAAUUAUUAUUUAAAUGAAAGCUAUUUUUUAAAUGAAUUGAAAUUUUUCAUGAUGCUACUAAUUUGCCACUAAAUACUGCAAAUGGUCACCCUGAAUCUCUUCUGACAUUGGAUGUUAUUUGCUUAUAUUCUUAUAAUUUUAAAUGAGGGGACAGUGAAAUGAAAAUUUUAUACUCUAUGUUUCUGUUUAUUUUUAAAUCCUUAACAGCAAAAUAUUUGCCUUUAAUUUCUUUUUUAUAUAUACUCUCAGAGAAUUCCUCUUAAUUUUUAAAGAUGCUGGUGAUAAUAAAAUUCAUUGGAAAAUUUC
Molecule: messenger RNA, 1253 nt
Organism: Gorilla gorilla gorilla (western lowland gorilla)
Lineage: Eukaryota; Metazoa; Chordata; Mammalia; Primates; Hominidae
Gene: APIP
Product: APAF1 interacting protein
Exons: 7
Coding region: 176-904 (242 amino acids)
Cellular component (GO): cytoplasm
Molecular function (GO): metal ion binding; methylthioribulose 1-phosphate dehydratase activity
Source: RefSeq, a predicted model, not a curated record